Messenger RNA from Drosophila mauritiana, 2810 nucleotides. RefSeq names its product polypeptide N-acetylgalactosaminyltransferase 2 (gene Pgant2). Gene Ontology annotation, cellular component: Golgi apparatus. NCBI's taxonomy places the organism in Eukaryota, Metazoa, Arthropoda, Insecta, Diptera, Drosophilidae. The transcript has 8 exons. The record is from RefSeq and is a predicted model, not a curated record. The coding region runs from base 313 to 2214 and encodes 633 amino acids.
UUGGCCAUUUGUCGAUGCGACGCCGUUAGCCGCGUGUCUCGUCUUCGGGAUAUCCGAUUUCCGUCUUGGCCUGGCCCAAAAAAAACCGAUUGUCGACGCUUUUUUGGUGGCACAGCGCGGCUGCCACGGGCAGCGUUCGAAAUCCAACUAGAAUCGUGUUGGCAACAGUCGUUACAAUCGACAAAACGUGAAAACCGCAUAACUCAUUUGCCAAAACAACCAAACCAAAAAGUAAAUAAAUAAAUAUCGAAGUGAACGUGAUACGUCCUCAACCCAAUUAGCAGUUAAAUAUAUAAACAUCAGCUAUCCAAAAUGCGUCGCAACAUCAAGUUGAUUGUAUUCGUGAGCAUCAUUUGGAUGUUCGUGAUGGUCUACUACUUCCAGUCCAGCACAGAAAAGGUGGAAAAUCGAGCGCUGCGGCUACGUGAGGUGGCCACCGUCAUGCAGCAGUACCAGGACGACUCCUCCUCGGUGGCCGCCGCCUCCACCGCCCGCCAGUGGGCACCAGCUGGCGGAGGAGCGGGUCCGGGAGCGGCGGCGGGUGCAGCUGGCAGCGGGGCCGACGAUCCCGGUGGCAAUGUCAUCCUAAUCGGCUCGGCGAGGGACUUCGAGCGCAAUGCGGUCCACGGCCUCAAGUUGAACGGGAUUGUGGCUCUGGAGGAGACAUCGCAGGGUCUCAGUGGAGGAACAGGUGGACCUGGUGGUCGCUUGCCAGUGGCUCCAAGUGGUCGUGGCACCGAGGUGGAGUACUUCAAUGAGGCGGGCUACAUUCGGGCGGGUGCUCUACGCAAUGGCGAAGAUCCCUAUAUAAGGAAUCGCUUCAAUCAGGAGGCCAGCGAUGCUCUGCCCAGCAAUCGGGAUAUACCCGACACCAGAAAUCCCAUGUGCCGAACCAAGAAGUACCGCGAAGAUCUGCCCGAGACAAGUGUCAUCAUUACCUUCCACAACGAGGCGAGGUCCACUUUGCUGCGAACCAUUGUGAGUGUCCUGAACCGCAGUCCCGAGCAUUUGAUACGCGAAAUCGUCCUGGUAGAUGACUACAGUGAUCAUCCUGAGGAUGGUCUGGAGCUGGCGAAGAUCGACAAGGUGCGAGUGAUCCGCAACGACAAGCGCGAGGGUCUGGUGAGGUCCAGGGUGAAGGGCGCGGAUGCGGCCGUGAGUAGUGUCCUGACCUUCCUGGACAGCCACGUGGAGUGCAACGAGAUGUGGCUGGAGCCUCUGCUGGAACGCGUUCGCGAGGAUCCCACCCGCGUCGUGUGCCCCGUGAUCGAUGUGAUCAGCAUGGACAACUUCCAGUAUAUCGGCGCCUCGGCCGAUCUGCGUGGCGGCUUCGACUGGAACCUGAUCUUCAAGUGGGAGUACCUUAGUCCAUCGGAGCGGGCGAUGCGCCACAACGACCCCACAACGGCCAUCCGGACACCGAUGAUCGCCGGCGGGCUGUUCGUCAUCGAUAAGGCGUACUUCAACAAACUGGGCAAGUACGACAUGAAGAUGGACGUGUGGGGCGGCGAGAAUCUGGAGAUCUCGUUCCGCGUGUGGCAGUGCGGUGGCAGCCUGGAAAUCAUACCCUGCAGCCGGGUGGGUCACGUAUUCCGCAAAAGGCAUCCGUACACCUUCCCCGGCGGAAGCGGCAACGUCUUCGCACGGAACACACGACGUGCGGCGGAGGUCUGGAUGGAUGACUACAAGCAGCAUUACUACAACGCCGUGCCACUCGCCAAGAACAUUCCCUUCGGCAACAUUGAUGACCGUCUGGCUUUGAAGGAGAAAUUGCAUUGCAAGCCGUUCAAAUGGUAUCUGGAGAAUGUCUAUCCCGACCUGCAGGCACCCGACCCACAGGAGGUUGGCCAAUUCCGACAGGAUAGCACCGAGUGCUUGGACACAAUGGGCCACUUAAUCGACGGCACUGUGGGAAUUUUCCCUUGCCACAACACCGGCGGCAAUCAGGAGUGGGCCUUCACGAAGCGCGGCGAGAUCAAGCACGACGACCUCUGCCUGACCCUGGUCACCUUCGCGCGGGGGUCACAGGUGGUCCUGAAGGCGUGCGACGACUCGGAGAACCAGCGGUGGAUCAUGCGGGAGGGCGGACUGGUGCGGCACUACAAGAUCAACGUGUGCCUGGACUCCAGGGAUCAGUCGCAGCAGGGCGUGAGUGCGCAGCACUGCAACUCGGCACUGGGAACGCAGAGAUGGUCCUUCGGGAAGUACGCGUGAGGAAGAGGACUUGGUUUCGAGUAAACUGGAGGAGGCGGAUAAUGCAGAUCGGUCGUGAUAUAUGUGCAAGUCGAUGGGAGGAAGCCUACCUAACGCGAUGCGGAUUGUAUGUGUACUGUACUGUGUACUCGUAAUGAUUUACCCAUGUUCAUUUGUUGCUGAACGCAAGCACUCAGACACACAUUAUAUAUAUAUAUUAACUGCAUGGAUACGGAAUAAGUUCAACUUUAGUUUAAAAUCGAAUCAACUGCUCCCGGGGGGUUAAUGUUAAACGCUACCUAAACGAAAAUCCAACACAUAAAGGGCAUACAAAAAAAGUACUUAGACUGAUUAAUUUUUUGUAUAUGUAUAAAACUAUAUGAAAACGAAAUGAUACUGUAACCCCAAUGCAACCUUUGGCAGCUGAUUAACACUAAACUGUAACUAAUUUGCAUUCUCACACGGCACACAUUCAUUCAAGUCAAUUAAGAUCUAUACGAAAAUGCCACAAAUUAGUAUCCACAUAUGGUCCGUUUCAGAAAACCUAGAUACCCAAGCUCAGAGUCUUCUCAACCUUGUACUUAAAAUAAAACAUGAAAUGUUAUCAUUAGUUCUAA